Molecule: messenger RNA, 5910 nt
Organism: Sycon ciliatum
Lineage: Eukaryota; Metazoa; Porifera; Calcarea; Leucosolenida; Sycettidae
Product: putative elongator complex protein 1
Exons: 34
Coding region: 777-4946 (1389 amino acids)
Biological process (GO): tRNA wobble base 5-methoxycarbonylmethyl-2-thiouridinylation
Cellular component (GO): elongator holoenzyme complex; cytosol
Molecular function (GO): tRNA binding
Source: RefSeq, a predicted model, not a curated record
UCAUGUACUGAUGUAGUAUGAGCGAGACGACCCAGAAGAAAAACGGAGAGGAGAGCGCGUGACAUGUGCUAGGCGCUAGGCAGCUGGGCGAACAGUUACCUUCACUCGUACUCGUGUAGGCUACACUACAGUAUGUCAGCCAUCUAUCUACAAACGGCCUGGGCAUGGAGCCUGCUGCCCAGUGCUGGUAGAACGCCAAAGUCUCCAACCCAGGCUAGAACUCAAGCAAAUCAUCUUGUCACGUCCCAUUGCCACUACUAACUAGCGCACUGAGUCUGUGCCACAUAACAGUAUCAAACUGAUUUUCAUGGUCGGUUUGACUCCACCAUCCAUCAAUGAUCAAGGCAUCAUUCCAUGGGAUCCAGGCCAGGUCACUGAGGUCAGCCCUUGUGAAAUGACGGUAGAACGUCUGCUAUGACCUGUUUGUGUCUUGUGAUACCGGUAAUGCGAUCGAGCGAACCACGUGGUCAUUUAAUUUUUUAUUUUCUCAUUAGUUCUUGCUAAACAUUUUUUUAAACAUUUUUUUCAUUUUUCGAAAAGAAAAGAUUUCCAACACACUUGCAAUAUCGAUCAACAAGAUCCUGUACGAGUACUGUUUGUUCUCAAAAUUACUGAACGACUUUAGCAAGUUUGGUGUUUAUUAUCUCAAGGACGAACAACAUUAGUCAGUUGUUCGUCCCGAACUCCUUUCCUUGAGCAAGCUAAGCCAAGCCGUUGAUUUGCCAGUUGUCACGCCGUGUUUUCUCGGCAUCGUUCGAAAUUGCAUCAAUCCGAGAAUGAGAAAUCUAGAACUGCUUCGGCCUGUUGUGCACCGCGCUGCGUCUGCACUGGAAAACGUGAGAUGUCUGUGUGUAAAUCUGGACGUGGGCCACGUUUACUGCGUGAGCGACGAGAAAAUCUUCAUCCUGCGUCCCGAGACUGGAGAGGUAUUGGCUGAGAUUGACUUCACCGGUAUUGUUGCGCCCGUCGGCAGUGAAUCGCCUCGCAACACCGUGGUGGGUUGUCACUACCUUUCCGAGUUGCGGCAACUAGUGGUGGCGCUCACCGGCGGUGAUGUCGUUUCCGUGGAGACGAUGAUGUGCGACGCGGACGGCUUGCCGGACAGCAAGUGUCUGGACUGCGUGGGAUGCAUCGACGCUGGAAUCGUAGCUAUGGCCUGGAGUCCGGAUGAGGAAGUCGGCGCCUUUCUCACUGCGGACGGCAAGCUGGUACUGAUGACGAAGGAGUUUGACUCCCUUGCCGAAGUUGUCGUUGAAGUGUCCGAGUUUGGUGCUUCGGCUUUCGUCAAUGUAGGCUGGGGAAAAAAGGAAACCCAGUUCCAUGGAUCGGAAGGCAAGCAGGCAGCAAAGGCGGAGAAGAAGCCGGUUCUUCCCGUACGACCGUGGGAUGACCGCACGGCGCGUGUUAGCUGGCGAGGAGAUGGCCAGUGCGUGGCUGUUUCGGCCAUCUCAGCGGAAAGCGGUGGACGUAAAGUGCGCGUGUUCAGCCGUGAAGGUGUCUUGCUCUCCACCAGUGAAAACGUUGACGGUCUUGAGCAGGCUCUGUCUUGGAAGCCAUCUGGAUCACUUAUUACAUCUAGUCAGAGACUGCCUCAUCGACACGACAUCGUUUUCUUCGAGAAGAACGGGCUGCGUCACGGAGAAUUUACCCUGCCCUUCCAGCGGCUUGAAGUGCGAGUGUGCGAGGUCAGUUGGAAUAUCGACUCCUCUGUCCUGGCUGUAUGGUGUGAGAGCCUGCCUGACGGUGUGGACGAGAAAUCUGGAGAGCUGAUCAAGCGUUCGCCACACAUACAACCUCCCGCCAUGUCCUAUGUUCAACUGUGGACGUUCAGCAACUAUCAUUACUACAUGAAGCAGCAGUUGUGCUGGAAGAACACUGGUCUGCAGUGUGUGCACUGGGAUAGUGACGCAGCGCUGCGCCUACACGUCAUGGCGUCCAACGGUGAAUACGGUCGCUAUGACUGGUUCUGGACUACAUCUGUCAGUCCUGGUCUUGUUGCGGAGAACAAUGUCACCGUCAGCGUCACCGAUGGAGGCAAGUUGCUUCAGACUCCAUUGCGGCGCGUGGUUGUGCCACCCCCAAUGUCACAUCGGUCCAUCGCUCUGAAUAGCCCUGCAGCUCAGUGUGCAGUGUCACCCCCUGCACAGUCGGUACCUACUCGAUAUGCCGUGCUCCUCAGCAAUGGCUGUGUUGGCUUCUACAGCGAGCAGCAACUGGCCCCGAUAGAACAGCGCUCCAAGGACAAGUGUGGCUUCCGUGUCGAUGACGUGCCUCCCACACAUCUCGGGGAUGCUAGUAUACCUCAUUUGCUGGAAGACAGCCAUUGGCAUGGCCACUGUGUGCGUCAACUCACCUGGCUAGAUGCACACACAGUGCUCGUGGCAGCCUGGGAUGUAGACACGGUCGAGGACUAUCUGCUCUGCCUGCGCGUCGACUCUUGCAACGGCAGUGACGACGGUGGCGCCCGUGUCAAGCUUGUCAUGAAAUCUAGUCUUGCCAUGGAGAAGCCCAUUUACAGGGUGACCUCUAACCCGGAUCGCCGCCUUGCUGUGGUGCAACUCAACGAUGGUACAGUGUGGAAGGUGCUGGUUGGCGGUGAUGGCGGUGACGACGGUCUUGCUCUGGAAGCCUGGCCCGCGACUACCCCCGGUGGUGUGGACACUGCUCCACCGCUGACGCUGAGCCCGUACGGGUACGGCAGCGACAACAACAUUGAUGUCCCGAGCGGCCUGCAGCUGAGCGUUCCGUGCUCCUCUUUUGGUCUGUGUGUGAUGGGUGAUGAGGAUGUAGUUCUGGCUCUCACUGACCACUACCGACUCUUUGUCAAUGGCUUUGAGUUAUCUACGAAUUGCACCUCGUUUGCCGUUCAUGACGAGUACUUGUUGCUUACAACACACUCUCACACGUGUCGCUGCAUCAGCCUCACUACACCUGUGUCAGAGUUGACUGUGCUAAAGGAUGCUGAUCGUAAUCAACUGGAUGAUAGCAUUAGGCGCGUGGAGCGUGGCUCUCGCAUCGUUGCUGUUGUUCCAUUUGACACCAAGUUGGUUCUCCAGAUGCCUCGUGGAAACCUAGAGACGAUUCAUCCACGUGCCUUGGUGCUAUCUGCUGUUCGCCGUCAUCUGAAAAAUUUGCAGUACACGAGUGCGUUGGACAUCAUGCGCCGACAUCGCAUCAACAUGAACCUCAUCCACGACUACGAGUCCGAGCUGUUCCUUGCCAACGCUCAGCGCUUUGUGGAGCAGAUCAAUGAUGUGUCGCGCAUCAACCUCUUCCUCUCUGACCUAAGGGAUGAAGACGUGACGGUCAGUAUGUACUCGUCAUGCUCUAGCAGAGAUGUAGUUGCCAGUUCAGGACAAACAAGUGCUGUUGUGGAGGGCAAGACUGCUCGUGUCGGUGAUCAUCUGAGAGGUGCCAUGAUUGCGGUGGAUGAGAAGAAGUUCCUACACAGCAUUCUCAUGACCCACAUCAAGAGGCCGACGCCAGAUCUGGAGUCCGUGUUGGCACACAUCAAGCGCCUACGAGACUCCAGUGUCCUGACUCCGUCCGCAGUGACCGAUGCCAUCAAGUUCGUCCUGUACUCGGUCGAUGUGAACCAGCUGUACGACGUCGCCCUGGGCAUGUAUGACCUAGACCUGGUCAUGAUGGUGGCGGAAAAAUCUCAAAAGGAUCCCAAGGAGUACGUGCCAUUCCUGAAUUCGCUGCGUCAUAUGUCCUCGUUUGACAAGUACACAAUCGACAUGUACUUGAGACGGCACAGCCGGGCGUUGUCCAACAUCAGCGAGUGUGAGGACAAGUUUGAGACAGCGUUUGAGUUGAUAAUUGCUCACAAACUGCACCGUCAAGCAUUGUGCCUCUACUCGGCUUCCAGUGAUAAUGCCAAGCGGAUCGCCGAGUCCUAUGGUCAGUACUUGGCGGAGGCAAAGCAGUAUGCGGAGGCAGCGCUUGUUCUGUGCAAGUAUAACCUUCACUCGCUGGCAUUGCCCUGUCUGGAGAAGGCUAUCAACUGGCGUCAGGCCAUGGCCAUUGCCAGAAAGCUGCAGUACGACUCUGCGGCCACCAUGCAGCUGGCCUGCUCCCUUGCCGAUGCUCUGGUGGCCCAGAGGAGGCACGGUGAAGCCGUGCAAGUUUUGGUGGAUUACACAGACAAAUAUGAUGAGGCCAUUGGCAUUGCCCUGGACGGGCAUCUCUGGGAAGAGGCAUACCGGCUGAUGUAUCGCUUUGAGCAAGAGGCUCAAGUCGAGGAAGAAUUGCGACCGUGCCUUGUGCAAGCAUGCCAUGUUCAAGUGGGUGCGCUGGACACACACAUUGCAACGUUCUCCACUCGUGUUUCUCGCCUGGCUGUUGUGCGCGAGGACAAAAUCAAGGCUCGGCAAGAGCGGCUGGAUAUGGGUUUACCAGCGGAUGGUCCCGACGCCGAUCUCUAUUCCGACGCCAGCAGCUUGGCCUCUAGAACAACUGCGAGCUCGGCUGGCUCUAAUCGAUCACGACAGACUGCGCGAACUGCAAAGAACAGGCGUAAGGCUGAACGCAAGAAGCAUCGUCUACGCGAAGGCAGUGCACAUGAGGAAGAAGCGUUGAUCGAGUCGCUGGCAGAAAUCAUCACAACAGUGGACGGUUUACGCAGUGAUGUGGGUUGCAUGCUGCGUGUGCUCUACCUACUUAACGAAGAGCUCGAGGCGGUCAAGCUCCAGUCGACAUUCGCCGAGGUGAUGAAGCUCAUCUGUGACAAGCUGCGUGAUGUAUGGCGUCCUGUAGCUGCACCUGGAGCAGCAGACAGUCCUGUGGCGCAGGUGCCUUCUCUCGGCCCCAACGCAACGGCAGCCGAUUUUGUUCAGCAACAUCUGCAGAAGUCAAGCUCAGACUCCCUACCUGUAGUCGGGGUUCCAGCACCGGCGUUUUCCGCCGAUCGAACAUCAUGGCGGCUGACGAUCCUGGACAGCUAGAUGUGGUCCCCGCGUCCAUCGUCCGAGACACCAUGCCAGGGCGCUCUUCCUGUCGGAUAUGUGCUCUGUCGGGGCUCUGCAACAUGACUGUGGCUAUCACGGUUUUCUUUGGUACACGGAGUAGUGUCGCCAUAACUUUGGAAUGCUUCCAUGAAGGCGUAGAGUUUUGAACGGACUCGCCCGCACUGCCUGUACGCCGAAGUAUAUGUGUGCCCUGAGUAAUGCGUGCACGUGAUGGCCGAACGAUCGUAGCGGCCGCUCACUGCAAGACCAAUGUCAUGUGCUCUCGGCUACAGCUCCCGCCAUGCUGUACUUUAUGCAUACCGUCAGUGCUUGACAGUGGGAAAACACGCACUGGCGUAACACAGCCGAUCUAUACAAGUAUUGUAGCUCUGUAAGUCAGAGAGCAGAGUGUACCAUUGUGCAGUUCAUCAAUCUCUGAUUGCUCUGUUCUGGCCUACUUGGAUGCUGGUGUUCCAGCGGGACUAUCCAAUCUUGAUCUGCUUCCCCAUCCACGGCUGCUUAUAGUUAUACUCCAGGCGUGUCUGCUGUGUUUGCCCGUGUAGACCGCCGCGUAUAUGCUGUGCUUUAGCUGUAUGCAAUCUGCUCUGCGUGCCACCAUGGAGUGUUGCACGUACCGGUACAUGCAGCAUUCCGUUGGAGUUGCUCGUUUGCUCGGCACCCGUGUUUGGUGCCGAACCCCAUGAUAGGGUAUAGCAGAGCCGCCAAGAGCGUGUGCUUUAGUGCUACCCGCACCUCAUACACGGCUACCACCUACCGCUGUGCCCGGUACUCAUGGAAAGAUUUCAACCAUGAUAUUACAUGGGAAUCUUGUCCUUGCUGGUACAAUCCCCUUCUCCAGCUUAGCCCAUUGUGCACUUCUGAGCAUUUUUUGCGGGUGUAUUAACUCCGAUGGAUGACGUUAUUUAUUGAGGUUGGAAUCGGUUCCUUGUUCUCUGUUGUU